UAAGCCUUAUAGUAAUUCUUCUUCUUAUGAAGGUUUUAAUACUUUUUAUUAUUUAUGGCCAAUUGUGCAUGGAACUUUUGGAGUCGACCAAUCUGAACCUUGGGACGUAUGGAUAAAACAAAUUAUAAUUAUAAAAGAUUUAAUUGCUAAAAUAAUGGUUGGAAGCCGUGGAUUCAGUCAUUCAGAUUAUAAUGAUUUAAUUGUUAUGGACAGCGAUGAUAUUUCUCAAACUAAUCAAAAUGAACUCAUAAUGAUUUCAAAGAAAGACGUGAACAAGCAAAAUCAUACAAAUCUAAUAAUUUCUCAAAUAAAUGGAUCAGAACCAUUAAUUCCUAUUACAACCACACCAAAUACAAACUAUCCUGCUGAACAAUGGCCAUUAGCUCUCUAUAAUUUUAAAAAGAAAAAAAAUCAGAUUCAACAUGAUUUGGAAUGGGAGGAAUUAUCUUUAAGAAUUAAGAGCUCUUUAGUCAUAUAUACGGAAACUUUAAUAAUUUCUGAUGAAAAGCAAUGA
Molecule: messenger RNA, 514 nt
Organism: Dentiscutata erythropus
Lineage: Eukaryota; Fungi; Glomeromycota; Glomeromycetes; Diversisporales; Gigasporaceae
Source: the annotation of a GenBank genome assembly